This is a messenger RNA of Hypanus sabinus (Atlantic stingray), 1229 nucleotides long. RefSeq names its product PIN2 (TERF1) interacting telomerase inhibitor 1 (gene pinx1). Bases 163 to 1047 code for a protein of 294 amino acids. Gene Ontology annotation, cellular component: nucleolus. Gene Ontology annotation, molecular function: nucleic acid binding; telomerase inhibitor activity. Gene Ontology annotation, biological process: regulation of ribosome biogenesis. Lineage: Eukaryota; Metazoa; Chordata; Chondrichthyes; Myliobatiformes; Dasyatidae. The transcript is spliced from 7 exons. The record is from RefSeq and is a predicted model, not a curated record.
CAGGCGUGGUAGUUUUUUUUGGCUCCCGCUCGGUGGAGAAUUAAUUCUGGGUUCGGAGGCCCAGGGCUGUGGAUUGAGCUACUUUUUAUAUAAUGGGAAGACUUCUGGCUGCCUUUUGAAUCCGUUUAGCUCCGGACGUUAACGACGAGAGGAGUCGGCCGGAUGGCGAUGCUGGCGGAGCCCCGUAGGAAGCAGAAGUGGUCUGUGGAUCCGAGAAAUAACAACUGGAAAAAUGAUGAAUCCAGAUUUGGGCUAAAGAUGUUGGAGAAAAUGGGAUGGUCUAAAGGAAAGGGACUUGGAGCUCAUGAACAAGGGGAAACUGAAAACAUUAAAGUCCAAAUCAAGAACAACAAAGUGGGUUUAGGAGCAACCCAGAAUCAUGAAGAUAACUGGAUUGCACAUCAAGAUGAAUUUAAUGAGCUCUUAUCUAAACUAAAUGAUUGCCAUGGACAGAAUGGAUCAUCAGUGGCUGAGAAUAAAACAGUAUUCAGCCUUGAAGCAAAAUCUAAAUCUUCCAAGAAACGAGUCCACUACCAGAAAUAUACCAAAGGAAAGGAUCUCUCUUCUCGAAGUGCCAUUGAUCUUGCCUGCGUAUUUGGAAAACGGUUCAAGCAAAUUAAAGAAUUGGGAGAUGAUGAAAAGAGAACAGAGGACAAUGCCAAUAUAUCAGCCCCAAAAACUGAUGAUGACUCAGAGCUCAAAGUUGAAACCAAUACUGUGACCAGCUCCCUUACAAUGCAGGAGUAUUUUGCUAGUAGGAUGGCACAGCGUAAAAACUGUAAAAUUGUACAAGAGAUCAAACAAGCCACUGAUGCCCAGGAACUUGUAGGACAUGAAAUUCUGUCCAAUGAAGAAGUGAUAAUUAAAUCCAAAAAGAAAAAACGGAAGAAAAGCAUUGAGAAGAUUUGUAACUUUGAUGAUCCAUCCAUAUCCAAAAAACGAACAAGAGAUGGAGACCAAGAGAUAAAUAAUGGAUUGGUAGAAGACAGUCAAGUUAAAGAAAAGCCUCGGUCCAAAAAGUCCAAAAAAAGUAAAAUAAAAAAAUGAAACACCCAGUCUUUUAAGCAGACGAUUUGCCUGUAGAAGAAGCUGAAUUGUUAGAAGUUCAGUUUGUUUAACACACAAUGUGUUAUAAAGCAGAAUCUGCUGAAAUACAUUUUAUAAUAAAAAGCAUCUAAAAAUUUUGUUUUAUUAAUUGCAAAACAACAUAAUAAAAUGCUGAGAGACUA